Molecule: messenger RNA, 5891 nt
Organism: Pyricularia grisea
Lineage: Eukaryota; Fungi; Ascomycota; Sordariomycetes; Magnaporthales; Pyriculariaceae
Exons: 7
Coding region: 187-480 (97 amino acids)
Source: RefSeq, a predicted model, not a curated record
AAGCAACCGAACCUCCUGGCCCCCAUGGGCCAGGGGUCCAGAUCGAGACCACCCCCACUGCCUCCCGCUGCCGACCCACUAAAAAAAGAACGAUCUUCGUUGCUGCCAGAACAGCCAGCAACUUCCAACGAGCAGAAUCAUAAACGGUUUUACCUGGACGAGACGGAGUAGUUACAGAAAGCAAAAAUGGGCAACCCGCCAUUAUCCCAAGCGAACUUGACAUGGAAUUGGAACCUGACGGGCAAAACAACCACUGCAAAACAGGGCAACCGAGCACAGCAGAAGCGCGAGCGCAACGCCAAGGACGCAAAGAGCGCGCCGAAAUCGCAGCUCAAAGUUAACGAGAAUGCCAAAAACAUCCAGUGCGAGAUCUGCAAGUCGACCUUCUUGAUGACCACGCGAGAGCCCCAAUUGCUCCAGCACGCCGAGAACAAGCACAGCAAGACGAUUGCCGACUGCUUCCCGACAUAUGGCAAAUAGAUGCGCUUCUUUGCUGGACACAGGAAUUGGCUACUAGGGAUGGGCCAAUGGUGUUGGGAGCAGGGAGUUAUCUAGGGGGCAUUUGUGGCUUUUGGCUUUUUCAGCGACCGUCUGUUCCUUGUUCAAUGGAAUCGAGUUUUCGGCUGGCUUCAGGCUGGUAUCAAGUUUCUCUAUAGAGCAAACUUUUGAAGAACUGCUCAACUUUGGGGUCACUGGGCGCAGUCGACUUGAUAUGCGCACGAUGGUUCGGGGGUGCCGCUUGCACUCUUGUCAGGAUCACUGCUCAGGACAUUGCGGCUGUUUGCUUGACUGGGCCGAUAUGAGGAACAAGAUUGAAACGAAUUCACGACUUGGAAAAAGCUCUGUAUUCAAGGCUUUCUGUUUGUAGCCUUUUUGCACGCUGUCCCUCUACUUGCCGCAUCGGGAAUAUCUCCCCCUCCUUUCCCCAUGCCAAGAAAUCAACCGAAAAGUGCUCUCAAACAGCCUGCGCAUCACCCCUGAGCUUGUCCACCCCAGGCGCCGUGCUCGUCCCAGCCCCUUGCCUACCGGCAAUCCUCUGCUCUUCCCUGAUGCUCGCCAGAAUAUCGGGAUACCACCGCUCGCCCACGUCCGGGUGGCUCUUUACACGGUUCCUGAGCGUCGCCUCGCCAAGCGUCGUCGCGACCCCUCCCGUGCGGAACGUGAACUCGACGUCGUCCAGCCUCUCGCCGCUCCCCUCCAGCAGCACUUUCCGGCGCUGCUCGCGCACCUCUUCCGGCACGGCGCGGCCCAGCCCCGCCUUCUCGAGCUCCUCGAACUCGGUGUCGAGCCUGACGCCCUGGAAGAAGGGGAUGGAGAAGCGGGCACCCUCCCCGGCGGCGGGCGAUAGGACGCGGUGCGUGGUGCUCGCGCACACGCCGCCCGUCAGCGCCUCGAGCCCCUGCCCGAUGGCGACGACCAGCGUGCCGUCCACGGGCGGGCAGUCGACCCAGUCGCCGCGGAGGUUCUGCACCUGCAGGCCGCGGUGCCCGCUGGCCUGGAGCAGGUAGCUCGUGUACAUGCUGUCCUUGUGCGGGCCGACGCCCUGCCUGGCCGCCCCGUCGGCGCCCAGCUCCCCAACGUCUGGGUACUUGACGAUCUUGAGCUUGUGCUGCUGGUCUUGGACGUUGCGCUCAAAGUAGCGCUCAAAAGCCGACGCCGGCAGCCCGAUGGCCUCGGCCACCAGCGCCGUGAAGCGCAUCGAGACGGCGCCCAUGGCCUUCAUGUACGCCGUGAAGGUGUCGCGGAACCCCGGCAGCGCCGCCUCGUCUGGCCACUGGUUAGGGCCGAGGAGGUUGUAGUAUCUCGGUGUGCCGGGCGCCGUCGGCACGACGUGCUCGGUUGACAGGUCGAUCUGCUCGCGGUGGUCGACCGCUCCGGCCGUCACCUCAGCCGAGAGCCGGCUGUAGCCCAGAAACGACGGCGCGUUCUUCAUUUCGAUUUUGAGUUUCUCGUCCAGCGGCAGGUCAAAAAAGGCCCGGCCGUGGGAGAUGGCUGACGCAAAGAGUGAAUCCGGGAUUCCAACAUUUUUGAGGUACAAGAAGCCAACCUCCAUAAGGGCGGAGCGCAGGUCGGCGAGGAAUGCUGGUUUCGUCGUUGGCGACGAGGCCAGGGAGAGGUCAAGCACAGGGAUGGAAGUAAACGACAUCUUGGAGUAUUGUGAAAUCGGCUCCUUGAUCGUAUGGUAUGAGUCUUAUGCUUUAAAAGUAUAAAAAAAAAAAAAAAAGAAGACCUUGAAUUAAAUCACCCUGAAACCCGGGACUUUGAUGUUCCAGACGCGCGCGAAAAGGGAUUGGUAUGAAGGUCGGGAUCGCCACUUUAAUUGUAUCUUUCAGGUAUAGGCGGCUGAAUAGCCACUAGAUAAUGCCAAGUUACUUUAUGACAUUUAAAUCGUCAAUGAACACAGAGACAGACAUUUGACAAGGGAACAAAAGAAAAAGAAAGAGAAAACGGAUGAGAUGAAUGUGAACUAGAAAUUCAAGUAUUAACUCCAGAACUCGCUCCAGAGUCUCAAUGAGGAUGCAUGUACGAAAAAUCGCUUUUAUACCCCUUUGUCUUCGGCUUUACAACAUGGCGUAAUGGGGUUAGAAAUCCCUUCCCCGCAGUCGCGCAAUUCAACCGCAGCACAAGCACAGACCUGCCCACACAACUAUACUCCCGACAUCGGAAGCAAAGCUAACCUCCCUAACUACGAACCUACUUGAGGUACCUUAGUUAGGUAAGCGACGCCUCUGGUCAACCAUCCAAGACGAACACAAAUAAAAAUCUCGAUAGACGGUCUCAAGCGGAACUAGAAACCGGUUUGGAUGAAAUCAGCUCCGAGACUUGGUAGAAAAGAUCCUCAAUCGGCGGCAGCGCAAAUGCAGGGGCACCGUCAAAGAUCUGUGUCAGCUUCUCAGGCACUAAUAUUGCGUUGUGCGUCUCCAUGUCUUCCAUAUCGUCCGCAUCAUUAUCUUCGUCCAUUGCGUCGCUGGUUCCGCUGAGUUGCAACAGCAUUCUGUUGCUAUCGGGUUCGUCCUCAUCGUCAACUUCCAUUGCGUCUUGGUCGUUAUUAUCUGGCACUUUGUCCAGCUGCAAAUCUGAUAGCGGUGCCGCGAGCGGAUUCAUUGCCGUUGCCUGGAUAACUGCGAGUACAUGUGCGGCAGAAUCAACUGCGACGAACCCAGCAGAGCCAGGAACAGCGAGUAACGAGAUGACUAGGUUUGGUAUGGCCUGCACCAGGACUGGUCGGUCUUCUUCAAGCGUGAAGACUGCGACCUCCGACACAACACCCUUCUUGUAGCUUGGCUUGUCUGACUUGUAGAAUACGGGCACCGCGAGGGCAAAUGUCUUUGAUCUUUUGUCCACUGCUAAUUGUGUCAUCUGCAGCUUCAGGUUCGGGUUGGGGUCGUCAAACGUAACGUUGUACCGAAUUGUAUCCUCAACAACAUCAUAGACAACGACGCUGCCGGCUAAUAUGAUCAGACACGACCCAAGUAUUUGCAAGCUGCGAACCUCGCCUUCAAAUAGUUGGUUUACUCUGUUGCGUAUCCGACCAGAAGAUGCGUCGAUGAUAUACAGCACCACUUCGUCAGGAAGACCAUAUGCAACAAACAAUGUCGAGCCAUCGUCGGAGAAAGUCGAGGCACCUGAUGGCUUGAAAUUCAGGGGCUCAUCCGCAGAGUCAACCUCAAUCUCCGUGAUGCUGGUGUUGGAGGCCAAAGGAAUCUCCUGGACACAAGUCCAUCCCUCCACCGUCUCAGUUGCGACUUGUGCUCCCUUUCCCUUCGCCACUAGAGCAUUGGCGGGCGUUUUGCUAGAUUGUUGUGAAAACGGCCCCCACAGCCGAACUUUGCCAUCUGCGCCGACUGUGCUGAAUAAAGAUGUCCUCGGGCUAGCUGCCAAGCUCAGAAUCGACUCAGGUCUUGUCGAGAAAUGCGCCUCAUCAAUACGUGAUAUUAGCUCCAUCUGACCACUGUCUUCCGCGCCGACCUUCCAGAACUUGAGGUGGAUCUCCUUCCUCUCCUGGCUAAGUGACUCGGCUGCAUGUUUGUCCUCGGCAAUCGGUUCCAGAUCGCGGACCGGUGGCUGCCAUUCAUCGACGGAUGCCAGCCAGUCUCCUUGAUGUGAGAAGGACAUGUGCGAAACCCAAGGCUCGGUGACAGGGUAGCCUUUCGGGGUGAUGUUGUUUUCGGUGGGAUUAGUGCGAGCUAGAGGUUGCUUGGAUAAGCUCUGGAAAGUUGAGAAAUCAAAUACUUGUACUGAAGAAGCUGACGGGGUAGAAUCAGUAUUCAUCGCCGACUGGCCGUUGCCGACGCUCAAAUAAAGCCGUGUGGGCUCCUUGGGAUUGAUGGCGGCAGUGAGCGGUCUGGUGAUCUGCUCAACUGGCUUCCAGACCCGCCGAACAGCCUUGUCUCUCUUCUUCUUGCCACUCAAGACUAGAGACUGGAGACCUGAUAUAUACGUUGUGGGCGUCAUUUCAGACGUGGAGAGAAUCAUGGCCGAAUUGUCGUCAAGGGUAAUGGCGUAUGAAGAUCCCAGAGGUGAAACAACAAUGUUGUUGACGCAGGCUGACAAAUGGGGGAGAUACUCUCUCCUUCCUGUAUCAACCUGCCACAGAACCAAGGUAUUCUCAGUGCCUCCAGAAAUAAAGGAACUUACCAUCGAGAGACCACUUGACGCUGUGCACAGCGCGGGGGUGCCAAUGAUAUUGCCUGGGCUGGAUCCGCUCAAUAGAGCCAGACUUUUGGAGGUGAGAAAGAACGUCGUUAUACGCGUAUAUCGAGCCCCUGACGGUUCCAACAACAACAUCUAAAACCAGGCCAGCCUCAGCUGCUCCAGAGUUCUGUUUCGACUUCGGCUUUUUUGGUGUGGAAGUUGUUUUCUUCGAACCCAAUUUUACGUCAAGAGAACACACAUCAUCCGGGGCUUCAAGGACGUAGGUCUCGCUUGACACAACAAACGCAUUGGUCGAAUCCUUUUCCAGUCUUAGUUUCGCAAUCAGCAGUCUGGCAUCCAUAGCACCGACAACAGUGCAGCCAUCAGCUGUGGCCCUGAGAAUGUGAACAUCUCCAGGGCAGCUGUUCAGCUCGUAACGAUCAGCUCGUCCCGAGGCAGUGGCAUACGCCACGAGCUGUGAGGUUCCCUUGGCAGAGUUCUCGGACGUGAGGAGAAGCUCCUGGUCUUUGGAACCAGUUGGGUUGAUAGCCUGCAUCGCCGACACCUUGGAGCCAGAUUUGGUGUGAAUUGCUGCGUCUCCCGUCUCCCAGUUGACUUUCCAGAUAACUUGCCAGUCGUCGGCUACCCACACCACCUGGGACUCGAUCAACGAAGGAACAGCGGCCGAGACUCGCGGGGCGCCGCUGGACUUGGAGUGAGAUUUGCUGCGAUUUCGUAGCGGUUUUCCGAUUGGUAUCCUCCUGACGAGGAGUGAAUCUUCUGUGGAGUAGACCUGGAUCGAGGUUUCGUACGCGAGAACGAUAUACUUCUCAUCCUGGCUGAGAAUGGGCUCUACAUCAGCCAGACGACCGCCCAUGGGUUCCGAAAUCUUCCAUGUUGCCGCCAGAGCUGCCGCAGGUACGAGAGCCUGCUCCUCGGUGUCACUUUCUUCCUCAACUUCUGUCUUCACCAAGGCCAUGCUGGUUUCAUCAUCCUCGGCUUUGGGUAGAGCUGAAGCUUCAGCAUCGCUUGUUCGGAGCUUGGACUUUGAUCGAUGUCGCUUUGAAGUCUUCUUCUCGCCCUGCUCCGCCUUGUCUCGCUUCCGCUUGCCCUUGGCCAUGGCCGGCGAAGGCACGUCUUCUACUGCAGACGAGUCCAUAACUGGAUCUGUGGCAGAGUGGGCCUUUUUACGGUGAUCGCCUGCAAAACGACUGAUGCGUGGUUAAAAGUGAAAAGGGAGCUCGUGCAAAUAUUCU